AUUGUCCCUCGCCUAUCCACGAUCACCAGGAAUAAUAUGUACAGAGAUGCUUCCACAUCAUACAAUAUAUCGUUAAUGGAGUUAUUCAAUCCAACAAAUACACUACAAGAAUUCAAAUACUUCAACCAGACGAUGAUGUGAUUUGAAGCACCAAUUCUUGUCUAGGACCAUAUGGUCGAUUUCACAACAAAGCGUAAUGAUUAUGUAUUUUAUAAGAUAGGGAUAAUGAACUCCUGGAAAUCUUGCUGACAAUUAUUGUUUGUACACGACACUAAGUAGUCUGUCAACUAUGCUAGUAGAUUUUAUAGUCACUGCGUAUUGUGCUUAAGGAUGGUCGAGAAUGUUUAUGUCUAGAAGUAUUCGAUGUAAUUCAUUAUAGCAGAAGAAUGGAAUAUUCCUCGAAUAAGUCGCGCUCUAUCUGAUAAUACGCCUGAACUGGAAGAUGCUAAGCGGUCAGACUGUUAUAGACAAUAUGAUACGCGAGAGAAUUAGCGACCCGCAGAGCGGCACUGCCGCUGAGUGGUCACAUUCACCGCCUCUUCAAAUGGACGCUGUGAUGUGUCACACUUAUCUGUGGAUCUGCCACCCAAAAAGUAACAAAUGUUUACGCCAAGCGCGCUCUAUAUUGCUUGGUUGAAAGAUGACGCACAGACCACGAAAU
This is a messenger RNA of Plasmopara halstedii, 661 nucleotides long. RefSeq lists its product as uncharacterized. The record is from RefSeq and is a predicted model, not a curated record. Lineage: Eukaryota; Oomycota; Peronosporomycetes; Peronosporales; Peronosporaceae. The transcript has a single exon. The coding region runs from base 443 to 637 and encodes 64 amino acids.